CAACUCGAGCCGUCGAUUGCUGAGCUUUAGAAAGGCAUUCACACUCUCAAUUCUAGACAAUCAAGAGGUUUUUUGAGUUGAGCGUAUUGAACUUAUUUAUUGGCUUAGAAAAUUCGGAGUCGGUUUGUGUUAUAAAACGUAUUUUACGGCGAAAGGGUGGGUUGUAUAAAAGCGGUUUAUAAUGUGACAUUUCAAAUAACGUUCAGAUUUUGCAACUAUGGCCCAAUUUGUCACCCACAUUCAGCCCACGCUGAUAGAAGCGUCUCAUCAUCAUAUUCCUCAUCCUCAUCACCAUAAGGAGCACCAUGAAAAACAUGAUAAGCAUCACAAAGAGCACGAGAAGCAACAUAAAGAAUAUGAUAAACAUCACAAAGAACUCGAAAAAUAUAAGGAAGUUAUUGAACAUCAACAAUGCAGUAAGGAUCAUUCGUUGAAAGAGAAACUUUCCAGCAAGAUAUAUUUGCCUGUUGUGGGACAUUCUACCCAACAUUAUCCCAUCCUUCCCGCAACUCCCAGUCAUCAUCAUUUCGAUGAGCAUGCUGAACAGGAACAUAAGAGGGAUUCCGGACAGUAUUUGGAUUCUCAUGGCAUUCCUCACACGUAUCAAUUGCACUUUAUUGAUUCCCAGGGAAUUCACAGAGAUUUCCAUGGUCAUGUGGAGGACUCCCAAGAGCGCCCUUGUGAACAGUAUCUUCAGGAUCAUCAGGAGAAAGAGUCUCAUUACGAAAAACUGGAAUACAAUAUGGAUACUGAAGAAGUGUUUAUACGAAAAGCAGUGCCAGAAGAUCGAUCCCCAUACGAUAAAUCACCAUUUCGAGAUGACAAGAAGCCAAUUCCUCCGCGGUUUAUCAACUUGAAUGCCCCCGAGAAUAAAUACCAAACUUCUGACGGAAAUACGUCUUUCCUGCGCGCCGCGCGCAAUGGUCAACUGGACAAAGUUCUAGAGCAUCUAAAAUCAAAUAUCGACAUUAACACCAGCAAUGCAAAUGGCUUAAACGCGCUUCAUCUUGCUUCAAAAGAUGGCCACGUAGAAAUAGUCAAAGAGCUACUGAAAAGAGGUGCGCUAGUCGAUUCAGCAACCAAAAAAGGAAAUACAGCGCUUCACAUAGCUUCGCUAGCUGGCCAGGAGGAAGUCGUUAAGCUCUUGGUUCAGAACGGGGCAACUGUUAAUGUACAAAGUCAAAAUGGCUUUACUCCGCUUUACAUGGCCGCUCAAGAAAACCACGAUAACGUUGUUCGGUACUUGUUGGCAAAUGGAGCCAAUCAAAGCUUAUCCACAGAGGAUGGAUUUACACCUCUUGCGGUCGCUAUGCAGCAAGGGCAUGAUAAGGUAGUGACUGUGCUCUUAGAAAAUGAUACCAGAGGAAAAGUGCGACUUCCAGCUUUGCAUAUAGCAGCCAAGAAGGACGAUGUGAAGGCAGCUAAGUUACUCUUGGAAAACGAGCACAAUCCAGAUGUAACAUCAAAAUCCGGAUUCACACCACUGCACAUAGCUUCGCACUAUGGCAAUCAGAAAAUAGCCAAACUCCUCGUUCAAAAAGGAGCCGAUGUUAACUAUGCAGCCAAACACAAUAUCACUCCUUUACAUGUGGCCGCCAAGUGGGGUAAAUCAAAUAUGGUGGCACUCCUACUUGAAAAUGGAGCAACAAUUGAGGCGAAGACAAGGGACGGAUUGACACCAUUACAUUGUGCAGCAAGGAGUGGACAUGAGCAAGUUGUUGAUAUGUUGCUGGAGAAGGAGGCGCCUAUUAGCUCGAAGACAAAGAAUGGUCUCGCGCCUCUUCACAUGGCAGCUCAAGGUGAUCAUGUUGAUGCGGCCCGGAUUCUACUAUAUCAUCGAGCUCCUGUUGAUGAAGUUACUGUUGAUUACCUGACGGCUCUUCACGUUGCUGCACAUUGCGGUCACGUGAGAGUUGCUAAACUGCUUUUAGAUAGACAAGCUGACGCAAAUGCAAGAGCUUUAAACGGUUUUACGCCCCUUCACAUAGCAUGUAAGAAGAAUCGGAUAAAGGUGGUGGAGUUACUAUUGAAGCAUGGGGCAAGCAUUGGUGCAACUACCGAAUCAGGUUUGACGCCUCUGCAUGUAGCCAGUUUUAUGGGGUGUAUGAAUAUAGUUAUAUAUCUACUUCAACAUGACGCUAAUCCUGAUGCACCUACCAUCAGAGGAGAAACUCCUUUGCAUUUGGCAGCAAGAGCAAAUCAGACUGAUAUAAUUAGAAUCCUUCUCCGGAAUGGAGCUCAAGUAGACGCAAGAGCUCGAGAACAACAAACACCGCUACACAUUGCAUCGCGGCUUGGAAACGUGGACAUUGUUAUGCUACUUCUGCAGCAUGGUUCCAAAGUGGACAACGCCACCAAAGACAUGUACACAGCGUUGCACAUAGCGGCAAAAGAGGGCCAAGACGAGGUUGCCAGUGUUCUAAUCGACAAUGGUGCCUCAAUAAACUCCACCACGAAAAAAGGCUUCACACCUCUGCACUUGGCGUCAAAGUAUGGACACCUCAAGGUAGCAAAACUGCUUUUGCAAAAAGAAGCUCCAGUUGACGCUCAGGGCAAAAAUGGUGUUACACCACUGCAUGUCGCAUCCCAUUAUGACCAUCAAAAUGUUGCAUUGCUUUUAUUGGAUAAAGGGGCAUCUCCACAUGCUACAGCUAAAAAUGGUCAUACCCCGUUGCAUAUUGCGGCGCGAAAAAACCAAAUGGAUAUCGCUAAUACUCUCUUGGAGUAUGGAGCUCAACCGAAUGCAGAAUCGAAGGCGGGUUUCACUCCUUUACAUCUCAGCUCCCAGGAAGGACAUGUGGAUAUUUCGUCACUGCUUUUGGAACACAAAGCUGAUCCAAAUCAUGAAGCAAAGAAUGGGCUAGCGCCUCUCCAUCUCUGUGCCCAAGAAGACAAAGUUCCAGUAGCGGAAGUCUUGGUGAAAAAUGGUGCUCAUGUUGAUGCCGCAACUAAGGCCGGAUACACACCGUUGCAUAUCGCUUGCCAUUAUGGACAGACGAAUAUGGUUCGGUUCCUGUUACGAAAUGGAGCAGAAGUGAAGAGUUCCACUUCUUUGGGGUACACUCCAUUACAUCAAGCUGCACAACAAGGACACACGAACAUCGUCAAUAUUUUGCUCGAGAGUGAUGCUGAUCCCAAUGCUAUGACAUCGACUGGUCAAACUCCCCUUAACAUCGCCCAAAAACUCGGCUACAUUACUGUAAUAGAAUCGCUGAAACUGGUCACUACCAUAACAAACAUAACUACGUCUACCACAACCACCAUAGAAGAAAAGUAUAGAGUUCAGGCUCCUGAAGCCAUGCAGGAAACCUUCAUGUCUGAUUCAGAGGAAGAAGGAGGGGAAGAUGCAGCAUUGGGCGACCAAACCUACCGGUAUUUAACAGCAGACGAAAUGAAGUCGUUAGGAGACGAUUCUUUGCCCAUUGAUGUGACACGCGAUGAACGAAUGGAUUCCAACAAAAUGAUCAUCGAUAGCAACAUGCUGCCUCCUCAACAUAUUGAGGAUUCAAUCAGCCCGGAACAUAUUUCCGGGAACUAUACCGAGUACAUUAAGAAGUAUACGUCUGAUAAUAUUGAUAUUAACAGACAUCCAAUAAAUAUAGGGAAACUGCAUUGGAAGAAUUUCCUAGUAUCAUUCCUAGUCGACGCCAGAGGAGGUGCGAUGAGAGGAUGCAGACAUUCCGGAGUGAGAGUAAUUGUGCCUCCAAGGUGCGCUCCCAGUCCCACCAGAAUUACAUGCCGAUACGUUAGACCUCAACGGACACCACAUCCUCCUCCACUAAUGGAAGGUGAAGCAUUAGCAAGUCGCGUUUUGGAGUUGGGACCUGUUGGUGCACAGUUUUUAGGACCCGUAAUAAUCGAAGUCCCACAUUUUGCUGCCCUUCGAGGUAAAGAACGCGAAAUCGUGAUCUUGCGCUCUGAUAAUGGAGAAUCGUGGAAAGAACACACCGUCAAAGCCGCAGAGGAUAUUUUGAACGAAGUCCUGCAUGAAAGCUUUGAAGCAGAAGAUCUAAAUCAAAUGGAAGAUGUUGCAUCCGGCCGAAUAACUCGGAUAGUUACGCAAGACUUUCCUCAAUACUUUGCUGUGGUAUCCAGAAUACGCCAAGAAGUGCACGCUAUCGGACCGGAAGGUGGAAUGGUAUCCAGCAGCGUGGUUCCUCAAGUUCAGGCCAUUUUCCCAGAAGGAGCCCUUACCAAGAAGAUCAAAGUCGGCCUACAGGUAAAUUUGUUUAAGCCCCGUAAGGGUGUUUCAUUCGAUAAGUUGCGUAAAAUCACGGUUAAUCAUAUUCCGAAGAAGAAACGAUGGUCGUUGAUCUGGUAAUCAAAAUGUUGAUUUGAGAGACAAGUAUUUUGCACGUAGGCAGGCACUAUCAGAAAUAAACCUUUCAACAUUUGCGUAACGAAAAGUUGAGGAGAAUUUCCAGCCAACUUUUGUAUUUUUUUUAUUUUAAGUAAUUUUUCUUGCGGAAAAACUGCAUUAAUUUUUGCAAUAUUUUCCAAAAGUCUACACAAAUCAACUAAUUACUCAAAUGCUAAUUCUAAUAAUAAUAACAAUAAUAAUCAAGUAAUCAUUUCUGAAGGUGUCUGUCUUUUCCUCAGUCAAAUAGUAUGAAAAAUUUGAACGGAAUUCGGAUUUCAAGCGCUAAAAAUUACAAAAAUGGCAUCAUUAAUAACAAACUUUGUCUAUCUAACUUUAAUUUUGGUUGUUUCUAACUAUUUGGAUUCUGAAUUGACUUUCCAUUUUCAAGCAUGAUAAUUUACUUGCCUUGUAAAGUAGAUUUGACUAUUUUGCAAGUAUGAGUUUAGUUAAAUACGUCGUUUGUCAAAUGAACUGCAUCAGAGCAUUGAUAAUUCUAAAACUGUUUCAUCUUCAAACUAACCCAAACUAACUAACGAAAUGUGUAAAAAUAACGCAUUUAUUGUACAAUGAUAUCGACAAAAUCGAGAAAAGAAAAUUUUACGGAGGCAAUCAAUUUAAAAAAUGCAUUUUAAAUUGGGUAUCGGUUAUAAGUAAUUUUUCUCAUUAAACGAUAAAGUCUACUAUCCGAAACCGAAUUUUGCAAUGCUUCUCACAUACUUCGCAAAUUACCUAAAACAAAUUUUGUAAAAUUACUGAAAAACUGGAGCCAAAUUGUUAACAAGUCUUCCAGCGAUCUACAUCGUUAGCCUGAGAAGAACGUCUAUGAAAAUUUGGCUAAAAGGGCUUUUAUGUAUUGUUGGUUAAUUAGCAGAAGGUGGUAAAAUACUGCAAAAAAGCGUUGCCAUAGUGUGAGUAAGUCUUGAUGCAAUAUUAAGGUGUUUGUUUAAGGGCAACGUUUAAAUUGUGAAUUUAAAAGUACAAAUUGUCUGGUAUUUGCCUAGUUAAAAUUUUAACUAAUUUAUUUAUUUAUUUGUACAGUUAUUAAACAUUUGUUUAUAGAUGAACAGAAAAUUUAAAUGAAAAUAUACUUAAAAUCUUCUUGAAGGUCUUUUAUACAAACAUUUACUCGUAGCUUAUUCACAUUUCAUAUUUAUUGGCCGGUUAAUGUAAAUAGUUUUUGACAUGUACAAAAAAAUAAAAUAUGAUUAAACGACAUAUUUUAUAGCAAUUUUGCUGUGUAUUUAAAAUGUACUUUAUCGCAUUAUACAGAUAUCAAUUUACUGAUUUUUUAAGUGGUAUUAGACAUUUAUUUAGAAACUUGAAGUAAAUAAGAACAUGUAGAAACAAAACAAAGUAUCAAAUAAUAUUUUUGGUACAUAUAUUUUUACUUAAAACAGUAGACAAUAUUUAACAAAAUAGAAUCUGUGAAAUAUGGUGUUCAAGUUUUAUUGUUAAGCCAAGAAAUCACAUUGUGUGUAUUAACUGGGAAAAGAGGAAAGCUAUUACAAGACAAUAAAAUUAUCCACAAUCAUGAUUAUUCGCACCAAAAGAUAAUUUAAAUUAAAUUUUAGAAUGGGGAUAUGGAAUUCUUGAGAAACCCUGCAGUUUUUUUCUAUUUUAAAUUCCUUAAAACAGAAAAAAUUUAACAAUUGUUAAAAAAACAGUUAGAAUCAUCAGAAUCAUUUCUAACCAGGCGAACGUGCAGAUGAGAGACCAAAAUUAGUAUGUCUAAUGAGCAGUAUUGAAAAGUUUAUCAGAUAAAAAGGGUGAAAUAGCCGAAAACAUAGAAAAUUGUAAUAAAUCUUUUAAAGUACCUAAUUCAGUAUGUUAGAAAAAUAGGUGCUUAAAUUUGAAAAGUGUAUCGAAUUUGAAGCAAAAUACUUGAAACUGAAGGCGAUGUUGAAAUUGUGAAGAUUCCGUAAAUGAGAAAAGGCUAUAUUUGAGGCGAAACAUUUAAAAGCCUGAUUAUUAGUCUGUUAUUACUUUCAUUAUACUUUAUUUUACCAUCUUUUUCACCCAUUUCCUAAAAAAACGAACCAGCAGAAAAAGUAGAAGCAUACUUGCAUAGUAGAAGUAAUUUUUACUUUGAAAAGUGGCAUACUACUGACUAUUUAAAUUCCAUAUGGUGAAAUACAAAGUGCUUUCGCGAGUCUCUUUAAUGCUUUGCAAAUACUUGUUUGAACAGCUUUCCUUUUUUCAUUAUUUAGUAAAAUUAGCUCAUGCAAUCAUCACCCAUUCUGUACUAAUCUGCUCAUCGGUAUAACACUGGUUUUUCUGCACUAAUUUUAAGUAUGUAAUAUUAAUGAGUGCCCAAUAAAACUGAUAAAAUUACA
Molecule: messenger RNA, 6693 nt
Organism: Dendroctonus ponderosae (mountain pine beetle)
Lineage: Eukaryota; Metazoa; Arthropoda; Insecta; Coleoptera; Curculionidae
Product: ankyrin-3
Exons: 22
Coding region: 218-4321 (1367 amino acids)
Biological process (GO): protein localization to plasma membrane; signal transduction
Cellular component (GO): neuron projection; plasma membrane
Molecular function (GO): transmembrane transporter binding; spectrin binding; cytoskeletal adaptor activity
Source: RefSeq, a predicted model, not a curated record